Molecule: messenger RNA, 582 nt
Organism: Rhizophagus irregularis DAOM 181602=DAOM 197198
Lineage: Eukaryota; Fungi; Glomeromycota; Glomeromycetes; Glomerales; Glomeraceae
Source: RefSeq, a predicted model, not a curated record
AUGCCUGAUGAAGCGUGUCCUUUAGUCUCUUUAUCUUCUAACCUGGCUGUUCUAGAAACGCGUUCUUGGCUUAAAUCUGCUCUCUGGUGUCUUUCACAAGUUGUGGAUUUAUUUUAUAAUUUCCCAUUUACAUGGAAUGACCUUAAGCAUAUGGGCCUUGUUGCCGCCACUGGAAAAACUCCUUCUUGGUUUCGGAUUAUUAUCUCUCUUUCCAGUCUAACUUCUCUUUUACCUAAACGUAUGAGACUUAUUGAUAUUACUCCAUCCUUAUCAACUUUGGUGGGAAAAUUUUUAUCUGGAUUUUCUGAACUAUAUGUUCCUGAUAGAUAUAUAGCAUUAGCACAACUACCUUUAUUGCAUUGUGACAGUUCUCCUGCCCUACUACCCGAUCUUACUCCAGUACCAAAUUGUAAUUUUGCCCUAAGUUCGGACACCACUUUCCAUAUAUCUGGAACUCUUCACGCCAUUGAUUCUACAACUUCAUUAUUGGUCUGUGCCUGGGUACAAACCCUUGACGAUUUCAUACUUGACUCUAGAAUUUUUUCUUGUCCUAUGAUUUCUCCAUACAACGAUGUUGCAUAA